UGCUUCUGCUGCUGCUGCUGGUGGGGGGGGGUCGAGAGGACUAGCCAGCCAGUCGUGCACUCACACACGCGCAGGGAGACGUUGGCUCUACGAUGGAAAUUUUUACAUUUUAAUUUAUCCCUCUUUUUUUUUAAAAAAAAAGUUUGUCACGGAAAGAACUGGUCGGAGUUGGUUAUUUUAUUUUAUUUUAAUUUUUUUUAUUUUAUUGCGCAGCCGGCGGCUCGAGUCGGUUCUGGUGGCUCAGUGAGUCCCGGUGAAGUAAAGGAGAGAGACCCCCGGCGACAAGCUGAGAGAAAGGCAGAGAUAGAGGUUACGCCACGCACUCCCAUCAUGUCUGAACGCCGAUAAACAGUUGUAAAUAUACACGACUGUGUUGCAGCUUUUAGCUAGUUUUAGCCUCAUUUUAGACUUUGUGUCCUUUUUUUUUCGUUUCAAGAAGAAGAAGAAGAAGAAGCUCGACUUUGAUUUAAAGCGGCGCGUGGGCUCUCUGGCUCUGGAGGGACAACCGCACCCCGGACCCGUUGAUUGAGGAGGUUCGGAUGAGGUGGCUGACCGGCGGGCUGUUUGCUUCUGGAAACCCAGCCAACUUUCCCAUCUACUCCGUCCUCUAGCAGCGGUGCCGUCGGGCAUUGCUCAGGAGAUGGCGAUGAGGUGGUUCUACUUGGGAUUUUUUCUCUCCUUGGAGGUCACAUCCAGCAGCGGUGUAACCAUAGCUCCCAAAUCUGAUGACGUACCCAGGACUUGCAAUCCAAAGCAGUUUGCCUGCAGGGACCAGGUGACCUGUAUCUCCAAAGGUUGGCGCUGCGAUGGAGAGAAGGACUGUCCAGAUGGCUCAGAUGAAUCGCCAGAUAUCUGCACACACAACAGGGCGAACAAGUGUCCUGUCAACGAGCAUGGGUGCCUGGACCUGGAUGUUUGCAUCCACAUGAGCAAACUGUGUGACGGAGUCCCUGAUUGCUCAGAUGGCUGGGACGAGGGGCCUCACUGCAGAAAAAAUGCGCCAGACUGUGCCUCCUAUGGGUGUGAAUUUAACUGUGGGGUGACUCACAACGGGCCUCGGUGCUACUGCAGACAUGGCUACGAGGUUGCCGCAGACGGAAAGAAAUGUAAAGAUUUUAAUGAGUGCAGUGUGUAUGGGACAUGCAGCCAAACUUGCACAAACACAGAUGGAAGCUACACUUGUAGCUGCGUGGAGGGCUACCUGCUGCAACCAGACAACCGCUCCUGCAAAGCCAAAAAUGUACCAGUGGAUCGUCUGCCUGUUCUGUUGAUUGCCAACCUUCAUGAUAUUCGGUGCACCUCUCUGAGUGGCUCCAGCACCCGGCUYCCGUCCAUCCCCACUAAGCAGACCAUGGCGAUGGACUUCAUUUACGCUGAGGAGACUGUCUGUUGGAUAGAUGUAGGUGACACUCCAGCUGCUACUCAGCUGAAGUGUGCCAACAUCCAGGACCUGAAGACAGUCAGCAACAUCCGAACCAUUAACAUCACUCUCAGCCUGCACCAUGUGGAGCAGAUGGCUAUAGACUGGCUGAGUGGAAACUUUUACUUCGUGGAUGACGUGGAUGACCGGGUGUUUGUCUGCAACAAGAACGGCCAGACUUGUGUGACCCUGCUGGACCAGGAGCUGUACAACCCUAAGGGCAUCGCCUUGGAUCCGGCCAUGGGCAAAUUGUUCUUUACGGACUACGGGUCUACGCCAAGGGUGGAACGUUGUGAUAUGGAUGGACAGAACCGCACGAAGCUGGUGGACAGCAAGAUUGUCUUCCCUCAUGGUAUCACUCUGGAUCUAGUGAACCGGCUUGUGUACUGGGCUGAUGCCUACCUGGAUUACAUAGAAGUGGUCGACUAUGAGGGCAAAAACCGACACACCAUCAUCCAGGGUCUGUUGAUUGAGCAUCUUUACGGACUGACUGUGUUUGAGAACUAUCUCUAUGCUACAAACUCGGAUGAAGGCAACCUGAACCCAAAGACCAGUGUGAUUCGAGUGAACCGCUUCAACAGUACUGACUUCCAGGUGGUCACUCGUUUAGAUCGGGGAGCUGCGCUGCACGUUUACCACCAGAGAUGCCAGCCUCAAGUUCGCAGCCAUGCAUGCGCCCUGGAUCAGUUUGGAAAGGCUGGGGGUUGCUCAGACAUUUGUCUGCUCAGCAACAGCCACAAGACUCGUACCUGCCGUUGUCGCUCUGGAUUCAGUCUUGGCAGUGACGGGAAGUCCUGCAAGAAGCCAGAUCAUGAGUUGUUCUUGGUGUACGGUAAGGGUCGUCCCGGGAUCAUCAGGGGCAUGGAUAUGAACGCUAAGGUGCCUGAUGAGUACAUGAUUCCCAUCGAGAACCUGAUGAACCCUCGAGCUCUGGAUUACCACGCCGCCAAUGAAUUCAUUUACUUUGCUGAUGCCACCAGUAAUAUCAUUGGUCGACAGAAGAUAGACGGCACAGAGAGAGACACCAUUCUAAAGGAAGGUAUUCACACAGUAGAGGGGAUUGCAGUCGACUGGAUGGGAGGUAAUCUCUACUGGACAGAUGAUGGACCAAAGAAGACUAUCAGUGUCGCCAGGCUGGAGAAGGCUUCACAGAGUCGCAAGACUCUCAUUGAGGGGAAGAUGAGCCACCCUCGUGCCAUUGUUGUGGACCCACAGCAUGGAUGGAUGUACUGGACUGACUGGGAGGAAGAUCCCACAGAGAGCAGCAGAGGGAAGAUCAAGAUGGCUUGGAUGGACGGUUCACAUCAUCAAGUCUUCCUGACCAGCAAAACAGUGCUGUGGCCCAAUGGCUUGAGCCUGGACAUUCCUCAGGGCAUUCUGUACUGGGUGGAUGCUUACUACGACCGCAUUGAGUUGGUUUACCUUAACACCACAGAGAGAAAGGUUGUUUAUGAGGGCCAGGAGCUCAACCAUGCAUUCGGCCUGUGUCAUUAUAAACAAUUUCUGUUUUGGAACGAGUACCGUGGCGGCAGCAUUUACAAACUGGACCAGGUCACCAAGACCGUCACUUUACUCCGCAGCGAGAGGCCCCCAAUAUUUGAGAUCAGAGUGUAUGAUGCACACCAACAGCAGGGCACCAAUGUGUGUCGUGUAAACAACGGUGGCUGUAGCAGUUUGUGCCUCUCAAUUCCUAACGGCAGGUCCUGUGGCUGUGCUGAUGAUCAGAUCCUUGAUGUUGAUAACGUCACCUGCAAAGUCAACCCCGCCUACGUUCCCCCGCCGCAGUGCCAGCCAGGGGAGUUCGCCUGCAAGAACAACCGCUGCAUCCAAGAGCGCUGGAAAUGUGACGGGGACAACGAUUGUCUGGACAACAGCGACGAGGCCGCUGAACUCUGCCAUCAGCACACUUGCCCGGCUGACAGAUUCAAAUGCCAGAACAAUCGUUGCAUCCCUCUGCGAUGGCUGUGCGACGGAGACAAUGACUGCGGCAACGAUGAGGACGAAUCCAACAUCACCUGCUCUGCCCGUACAUGCCCUCCAAACCAGUACCCCUGUGUCAGUGGUCGCUGCAUCCCCAUCUCGUGGACAUGUGACCUGGAUGAUGACUGUGGAGAUCGCUCAGAUGAGCCAGACUCCUGUGCCUAUCCAACCUGCUUCCCUCUAACUCAGUUUACCUGCGCUAAUGGCCGCUGCAUCAAUAUCAAUUGGCGCUGUGACAAUGACAAUGACUGUGGGGAUAACAGUGAUGAAGCAGGCUGCAGCCAUUCCUGUUCCAGUGUCCAGUUUAAAUGUAACAGUGGCCGCUGCAUCCCAGAAUACUGGACAUGCGAUGGGGACAAUGACUGUGGAGACUAUAGUGAUGAGACUCAUGCCAACUGCACUAAUCGGGUAACCCGUCCUCCUGGCGGCUGCCAUGAAGACGAGUUUCAGUGUCGAGUGGAUGGUCUGUGCAUUCCUUUGCGCUGGCGCUGUGAUGGUGACACCGACUGUAUGGACCUCAGUGACGAGAACAACUGUGAGGGCGUCACCCCCUUGUGUGACCCGGCAGUCAAGUUUACCUGCAGAGACACCACUCGCUGUAUCAGCAAGGCCUGGGUGUGUGAUGGCGACAGCGACUGUGAGGACAAUUCAGAUGAGGACAACUGUGAGGCAUUAGUGUGUAAGUUAUCYCACCACAUGUGUGCUACCAACGACUCCAUCUGCCUGCCUGCUGAGAAGCUGUGUGACGGCACCGACGACUGUCCGGAUGGGUCUGAUGAGAAACUUUGCGACUUGUGUUCUGUGGACAAUGGGGGUUGUAGUCACAACUGCAGCAUAAUUCCAGGGGAGGGCUUCAUGUGCUCUUGUCCCCUGGGUAUGGAGCUGGGACAUGACAACAAGACCUGCCAGAUCCAGAGCUUCUGUGCCAAACAUCUUAAAUGUAGUCAGAAGUGUGAACAGGAAAAAUCCAGCGUCAAGUGCUCCUGCUAUGAGGGCUGGGAGCUGGAGGCUGAUAUGGAAAGCUGCAAAAGCACUGAUCCCUUCAAACCAUUUAUCAUCUUUUCCAAUCGACAUGAGAUCAGGAGAAUUGACCUUCACAAGGGAGAGUUCAGUGUUCUUGUUCCAGGCCUAAGGAAUACCAUUGCUUUGGACUUCCACCUCAACCAGAGCACACUUUACUGGACUGAUGUUGUGGAGGACAAGAUCUAUCGUGGAAAACUGUCUGAAAAUGGAGCUCUGACAAGUUUUGAAGUGGUGAUUCAGUAUGGCCUGGCUACUCCAGAGGGCCUCGCUGUGGACUGGAUAGCAGGAAACAUUUACUGGGUGGAGAGCAAUCUGGACCAGAUUGAGGUGGCCAAACUGGACGGGACCAUGAGAACUACCCUGUUGGCUGGGAAAGUAGAGCACCCCCGGGCAAUCGCUCUUGACCCUCGUGAUGGAAUUUUGUUUUGGACCGACUGGGAUGCUAGUUACCCCAGGAUAGAGGCGGCGUCUAUGAGCGGUGAAGGCAGACGCACUAUCCACAGGGARACGGGCAGUGGAGGCUGGCCCAAUGGACUCACUGUGGAUUACAUGGAAAGACGUAUUGUCUGGAUUGAUGCCAGGUCGGAUGCCAUCUACUCUGCGAUGUACAAUGGUUCUGGACUGAUCGAGGUGCUGCGAGGUCAUGAAUAUUUAUCGCAUCCAUUUGCUGUCACCAUGUAUGGAGGAGAAGUCUACUGGACUGACUGGAGGACUAACACCCUAGCCAAAGCCAACAAAUGGACUGGGCAUAACGUCACUGUAGUGCAGCGCACCAACACACAGCCGUUUGACUUGCAGGUCUAUCAUCCAUCCAGGCAGCCGCUAGCUCCAAACCCAUGUGCCACCAGUGACGGUAAAGGCCCUUGCUCCCACCUGUGUCUAAUCAAUUUUAACCAGACCUAUUCCUGUGCCUGCCCGCACCUCAUGAAGCUGCAGCCUGACAAACGUACCUGCAAAGAGUCUAGAAAGUUCCUGCUUUAUGCUCGUCAGAUUGAGAUCCGAGGGGUUGACAUCGACAACCCAUAUUACAACUACAUCAUCUCCUUCACUGUGCCAGACAUUGACAAUGUGACUGUGGUGGAUUAUGAUGCCGUGGAGCAUCGUAUCUACUGGUCUGAUGUGCGAACUCAGACCAUCAAACGAGCUUUCAUUAACGGCACAGGAGUGGAGACUGUUGUGUCAGCAGACCUUCCUAAUGCCCAUGGCCUGGCAGUAGACUGGGUGUCAAGGAACCUUUUCUGGACCAGCUAUGACGCCAGUAAAAAGCAGAUCAAUGUGGCAAGACUGGAUGGAUCUUUUAAGAAUGCUGUCCUCCAGGGAUUAGACAAGCCUCACUGUUUGGUGGCUCACCCUCUGCUUGGGAAGCUUUACUGGACUGAUGGUGACAACAUAAGCAUGGCUAACAUGGACGGUACCAACCUCACCCUGCUUUUCACCAAUCAAAAAGGCCCAGUGGGGCUAUCGAUUGACUAUGAAAAGGAACAGUUGUACUGGAUCAGCUCAGGAAACAGCACCAUUAAUCGAUGUCAACUUGAUGGAUCUAAACUGGAGAUUCUUGAAGGGGUUAAAGGCAAACUUACCAAAGCUACUGCACUGGCUAUUAUGGGAGACAAACUCUGGUGGGCUGACCAGGGUACUGAUCAGAUCGGAACCUGCCACAAGAAGGAUGGUGGUAAUUGGAAAGUUAUGAGAAACCACACAUCCCCGAUGAUGCACAUGAGAAUCUAUGAUGAGGAUGUGCAGAAAGCAGGUAUUAAUCUGUGCAGUAACAACAACGGUGACUGCUCACAGCUGUGUCUGCCCACCUCUGUAACAACCAGAUCCUGCAUGUGCACAGCUGGAUACAGCCUUAAAACAGGGAAACAGUCCUGUGAGGGUAUGGGAUCUUUCCUGCUUUACUCUGUUCACGAGGGGAUUAGAGGAAUACCUCUCGACCCGGGAGACAAAUCAGAUGCCUUAGUGCCCGUGUCUGGCACCUCUCUGGCUGUCGGCAUCGACCUCCACGCUGAGAAUGACACCAUCUACUGGGUGGACAUGGGACUGAGCACCAUCAGCAGGGCGAAGAGAGAUCAGACGUGGAGAGAGGAUGUGGUGACCAAUGGGAUUGGCAGGGUGGAGGGCAUAACUGUGGACUGGAUUGCAGGAAAUAUUUACUGGACUGACCAGGGCUUUGAUGUGAUUGAAGUGGCCAGGCUCAAUGGCUCAUUCCGCUAUGUGGUCAUUUCCCAGGGACUGGACAAACCCAGAGCUAUAACUGUCCACCCAGUCGAAGGGUAUUUGUUCUGGACAGAGUGGGGUCAGUAUCCCCGUAUCGAACGAUCACRGUUGGAUGGCUCCCAGAGGUUGGUCAUGGUCAAUACGAGCAUCAGCUGGCCAAAUGGAAUCUCUAUCGACUACAAGGAGGGUCAGCUGUAUUGGUGUGAUGCUCGAACGGAUAAGAUCGAGCGCAUCAACUUGAAAACUGGACAGAACCGAGAGCUGGUUCUGGCCAGCAACAACAUGGACAUGUUUGCAGUGUCUGUAUUUGAGGAGUACAUUUAUUGGAGUGAUAGGACUCAUGCCAACGGCUCCAUUAAGAGAGGUAGCAAAGACAAUGCUACAGAUGCUGUGCAGCUCAGGACAGGCAUCGGUGUCCAACUGAAAGACAUCAAGGUUUUCAACAGAGACAGGCAGCAAGGCACAAAUAUUUGUAAAGGCAACAAUGGUGGUUGUGAACAGCUGUGUCUCUAUCGUGGCAACGGGGAGCGUACCUGCGCCUGUGCUCACGGCAUGCUGGCAGAAGACAACCGCAGCUGUCGCGACUAUGACGGAUACCUGCUGUACUCGGAGCGAACCAUACUGAAAAGCAUCCACUUGUCUGAUGAGACAAACCUCAACGCGCCAAUAAAGCCAUUCGAGGACCCGGACCACAUGAAGAACGUCAUCGCCCUCAGCUUUGAUUACCACGGGGGUGGGGGGAAGGGAACCAACCGCGUCUUCUUCAGUGACAUUCACUUUGGCAACAUCCAGCAGAUCAAUGAUGACGGCACCAAUCGCAAGAUUGUGGUGGACAAUGUUGGAUCCGUUGAAGGCCUGGCAUACCAUCGAGGCUGGGAUACACUCUACUGGACCAGUUACACAACGUCCACAAUCACUCGCCACACUGUGGAUCAGAGCCGGUCUGUGGCCUACAACCGCAACACUGUGAUCACGAUGUCUGGAGAAGACCACCCCAGAGCCUUUGUGUUGGACGAGUGUCAGGAUCUCAUGUUCUGGACCAACUGGAAUGAGCAAGCUCCCAGCAUCAUGAGGGCCUCCCUGAACGGAGCCAAUAUGCUCGUGAUUAUCGGCAGCGACAUUAAAACUCCAAACGGCCUGGCUAUAGACCAUCGUGCUGAGAAGCUCUACUUUUCCGACGCCACGCUGGACAAGAUCGAACGCUGCGAAUACGAUGGGAGCAGCCGUUAUGUCCUGCUGAAGAACGAGCCCGUCCACCCGUUUGGCCUGGCUGUUUAUGGAGAUUACAUUUUUUGGACUGACUGGGUGAGGAGGGCUGUGCUCAGGGCUGACAAGUUCACUGGAGGAGACAUGAAAGUGCUGCGUGCUGACAUCCCUCAGCAGCCGAUGGGCAUCAUCGCAGUGGCUAAUGACACCAACAGCUGUGAGUUUUCACCGUGCCGGUCUAAUAACGGAGGCUGCCAAGACCUGUGUCUGCCCACAUCUGAUGGACGCGUCAACUGCAGCUGCCGCGGAGACCGAAAACUCCUCGAAGACAACACCUGCUCUCCGCUGAACAUGUCGUGUGGAAGUGUUGAUGAUUUUGAGUGUGGAAACGGAGACUGCAUCAAUUACAGCCUUACAUGUGACGGGAUGGCCCACUGCAAGGACAAGUCUGACGAGAAGCAGUCUUAUUGUGCCAAUCGAAUCUGUAAGAAGGGCUACAGACGCUGCAUUAACGGUCGCUGUAUUGGCCACCAGUUCUGGUGUGACGGUACAGACGACUGUGGUGACCGUUCAGAUGAACUGCCCUGCAACAUGACCCUGUGCAAACCAGGGGAGUUCCAGUGCAAGGAUGGAAGCUGCAUCUCCAACUUCAGUCGCUGUGAUCAGGUGGUCAACUGUGAAGAUGCCAGUGAUGAAAUGAACUGCCAACCUACCGAUUGCUCCCGUUUUUUCCGCCUUGGAGUCAAAGGAGCAUCUUUCCUGAGCUGUGAGAAAACCACUCUGUGCUAUCUGCCCUCGUGGGUGUGUGACCUCAACAACGACUGUGGAGACUUUUCUGAUGAAAGAAACUGUCCAGUUUUGGACGAAAAAAAGCUGAAGUGUCCAGUGAACUUCUUUGCUUGUCCCGGCGGCCGUUGCAUCCCUAUGAGCUGGACCUGUGAUAAGGAGAACGACUGUGAGAAUGGAACAGAUGAAACACACUGUGACAAAUUUUGCACAUCUAACCAGUUUGAAUGUGGGAACCACCGCUGCAUAUUCAACCACUGGGUGUGUGACGGCUCUGACGACUGUGGUGACGGUUCUGAUGAAGACCAGAAAUGCGAAAAUAAGACGUGCAGCCCUGAGCUUUUCCAGUGCCCGGGAUCCCACGUGUGUGUGCCUCAGCGAUGGAAGUGUGACGGAGAUAAAGACUGUCCCGAUGGAGCAGAUGAGAGUGUCACAGCUGGCUGCAUGUACACCAACAACACAUGUGAUGAGAAGUAUGAGUUUAUGUGCCAGAACCGACAGUGUAUCCCCAAGCACUUCGUCUGUGAUCAUGACAUCGACUGCUCUGAUAGGUCAGAUGAGUCCCCAGAAUGCGAAUACCGGCCGUGUGGUCCAGAUGAGUUCCGCUGUGCCAACGGUCGCUGCCUCAACCAGAAGAAGUGGGAGUGUGACGGAGAGUUCGACUGUCAGGAUCACUCUGACGAAGCUCCUAUUAACCCUCACUGCAUAGACUCCGAGAGGACCUGCAAUGACUCUGCCUUCACGUGUCGUAACGGAAAGUGUUUGAACGAGACUCAGCUGUGCGACCGGAACGAUGACUGCGGCGACGGCUCCGACGAGCUCAACUGCUUCAUCAACGAGUGUCUCAACAGCAAACUGAGUGGCUGCUCGCAGCUCUGUGAUGACCUCAAGAUUGGCUUCAAAUGCAGGUGCCAUCCUGGCUUUCAGCUGAAGCGUGACGGGAAGACGUGUGUGGACAUAGAUGAGUGCACAACCACCUACCCCUGUUCUCAGCACUGCCUGAACACACACGGCAGCUUCCACUGUCUCUGCGUGGACGGCUUUGAAGUCAGCCCAAAUGACCCCACCAUCUGCAAGUCCACAUCGGACGUGGAGCCCUAUUUGAUCUUUGCCAAUCGUUACUACCUGAGAAAACUCAAUCUGGAUGGAUCUAAUUACACUCUUAUAAAACAGGGGCUCAACAAUGCAGUGGCACUGGAUUUCCACUACGCAGAGCAGAUGAUCUACUGGACAGAUGUGACCACUCAGGGCAGCAUGAUCAGACGCAUGCACAUGAACGGCAGUAACAUGGAGGUUUUGCAUCGAACCUCCCUGAAUAAUCCRGAUGGUUUGGCKGUGGACUGGGUUGGUGGAAACUUGUACUGGUGCGACAAAGGCCGGGACACUAUCGAGGUUUCAAAGCUUAACGGGGCCUACAGGACUGUGCUGGUCAACAGUGGCCUCAGGGAGCCGCGAGCUGUGGCUGUAGAUGUGCGYUAUGGAUACCUUUACUGGUCUGACUGGGGUGAUAACCCUCACAUUGGAAGAAUUGGGAUGGAUGGCACCAACAGAACGGUCAUCAUUCAGGAUAAGAUCGUCUGGCCCAACGGACUAACCCUGGACUUCAUUAAUGACCGUAUAUACUGGGCUGAUGCCAGGGAGGACUACAUUGAGUUUGCCAGCCUGGAUGGUACYAACAGGCACACAGUUCUUAACCAUGACAUCCCUCACAUCUUUGCCAUGACGCUGUUUGAGGAGUACAUCUACUGGACCGACUGGGAGACCAAGUCCAUCAACAGAGCUCAUAAGACUCUUGGUACCAACACAACCACACUGAUCAACACUUUGCAUCGACCCAUGGAUAUCCACAUCUACCAUCCUUACCGCCAGCCACCAGUGCUCGACCAUCCAUGCCAGUCAGACAAUGGCGGCUGCAGCAACCUUUGUCUUCUCUCACCUGGAGGGGGCUACAAGUGUGCCUGUCCCACCAACUUCUAUCUGGCCAAUGAUCAGCGGACCUGCAUGUCCAACUGCACAGCAAGCCAAUUUGUCUGCAAGAAUGAUAAGUGUAUUCCUUUCUGGUGGAAAUGCGACACUGAGGAUGACUGUGGAGAUCGGUCAGAUGAGCCAGCAGACUGUCCCGAGUUCAAAUGCAGGCCAGGACAGUUUCAGUGUGGAACAGGAAUCUGCACCAACCCAGCUUAUAUCUGUGAUGGAGACGACGACUGCCAGGACAACUCGGAUGAGGCCAACUGUGAUAUUCAUGUCUGCCUGCCCAGCCAGUUCAAAUGUUCCCACCCGAGCCGCUGCAUCCCGGGCAUCUUCCGCUGCAACGGUCAGGACAACUGUGGAGAGGGCGAGGAUGAAAAGGACUGCCCUGAGGUGACGUGUGCACCCACGCAGUUCCAGUGUGCCAUCACCAAGCGUUGCAUACCUCGUCUGUGGGUGUGCGACCGUGACAACGACUGCGUGGAUGGGUCUGAUGAACCCGCCAACUGCACUCAAAUGACUUGUGGUGUGGAUGAGUUCCGAUGCAAGGACUCGGGACGCUGCAUCCCGGCUCGCUGGAAGUGUGAUGGCGAGGAUGACUGUGGCGAUUCGUCAGAUGAGCCAAAAGAGGAAUGUGCCGAGAGGACGUGUGAACCGUACCAGUUCAGAUGUAAGAACAACCGCUGCGUGCCGGGCCGCUGGCAGUGUGACUAUGACAACGACUGUGGGGACAACUCAGAUGAAGAAAAAUGUCAGCCUCGAGAAUGUUCAGAGAGUGAGUUCGCCUGCACCAAUGGCCGCUGUAUUGCUGGGAGGUGGAAGUGCGAUGGAGAUCACGACUGCGCUGAUGGAUCCGAUGAGCAUGGCUGUGAYCUGAAGUGCGACCCCACCCAGUUUCCAUGCAAGAGUGGACACUGCAUUCCGCUGUCAUGGCGGUGUGACGCCGACGUUGACUGCAUCGAUGGCAGCGAUGAACAGAGCUGCCACAUUGCUGCUCCACGCCACUGCCCUUCAGAUGACUUCCAGUGCAACAACACUCUGUGUAAACCCCUGGCCUGGAAGUGUGAUGGAGAGGAUGACUGCGGGGAUAACUCUGAUGAGAACCCAGAAGAAUGCAGGAAGUUCCAGUGUCCACCCACCAGAGCGUUUCGCUGCCUCAACAACCGCGUGUGUCUUCAUAUGUCGGAGAGGUGCGAYGGCAUCAAUAACUGUGGCGACAACUCCGAUGAACUCUAUUGUGAGUCCCAUCGAACUGCUCCCACGUGUGAGAAGGACGAGUUCUUGUGCUCCAAYGGCAGAUGCAUCAGCUCCAACCUGCGCUGCAACUUCUUCAAUGACUGUGAGGACUUUGGCUCUGAUGAGAUCAACUGUAAAACAGACACAAAGCUGAAUGACUGUCGCAGUAACAGUACUCAGUGUGGAGAUGGAGACGAGGCUCACUGCGUCACCAACGGUACAGACUCCUUCUGCUCCUGCAAACCAGGUUUCCAGAAGAUAGGACAUCGCACAUGUGGAGAUAAGAACGAGUGUUUACAGUUUGGAGCGUGUUCCCAGAUCUGCAACAACACCAAGGGCUCCUACAAAUGCAGCUGCUACAAGUAUUUCACCAAGAUCCACGACACCUGCAAAGCUGACAAUAUGAACAGCAGCCGGCAGAUUCUCUACAUCGCUGACGAUAAUGAGAUCCGCAGCCUGGAUCCAGGGAUGCCCAACUGGCGCUAUGAGCAGAUCUUCCAGGGCGACGCGAGCGUCAGAAUCGAUGCCAUGGAUCUGCACGUCAAAACAAACCACAUCUUUUGGACCAACUGGCACACCGGCCGCAUUUCCUCCUACGAUCUCUCGGGUUCGUCCUCAUCUUCGUCCAACUCCCCCCAGAACCGACGCCAGAACGAGGGACGGAUCACCAACCUGCAGAUCAAAGAGCUGAAGAUGCCUCGUGGCAUAGCGGUGGACUGGGUGGCUGGGAACCUGUACUGGACCGACUCUGGUCGWGAUGUCAUUGAAGUUGCUCAGAUAUCAGGCCAGCACUGCAAGACCCUCAUCUCUGGCAUGAUAGAUGAGCCGUAUGCCAUUGUAGUUGACCCACAAAGAAGUACCAUGUACUGGGCAGACUGGGGCAACCAUCCUAAAAUUGAGACAGCUGCCAUGGACGGCACUCUGAGACAAACACUGGUUCAUGAAAACAUUCAGUGGCCAACAGGUCUGGCUGUGGACUACUUCAACGAACGUCUUUACUGGGCCGAUGCUAAACUCUCUGUCAUUGGCAGCGUUCGUCUGGACGGCUCAGAUCCCGUUAUAGCCGUCUCUGGCAUCAAAAACCACUUGUUACAUCCGUUCAGCAUAGACAUCUUUGAGGAUUAUAUAUAUGGAGUCACCUUCAUGAACAACUUUGUUUUCCGCGUCAACAAGUUUGGCAAAGGCCCAAUGGAGAAUCUAACUACAGGCAUCAAUCAUGCCACAGACAUAGUCCUCUACCACCGUUACAAGCAGCCAGACAUACCUAAUCCUUGCGACAAGAAAAAGUGCGAGUGGUUGUGUCUUCUGAGCCCCAGUGGGCCUGUUUGCACGUGCCCAAACAACUACAUUGCCAACAACGGCACGUGUGUGGAGAGGCCGAGCCCCACUCAGUCACCAUUCUCACCGCCCUCAGGGCCCUGCAACAUUCAGUGUCAGAACGGUGGAAGCUGCUUCCUCAACUCCCGGCAGGUGCCGAAGUGUAGCUGCCAGCCCAGCUACUCUGGAGAACGAUGUGAGAUCAACCAGUGCAGAGACUACUGCAAGAAUGGAGGGACCUGCACCGCUUCUCACACAGGUGCACCCACUUGCAGAUGCCCUAAAGGCUUCACAGGACCCCAGUGCAAUCUUCUAAUAUGUAAGGAUUAUUGUCUGAAUGGAGGCAAUUGCUCAGUCAACAUGGGCAACCAGCCAACCUGCAGCUGCCCGCCAGCCUACCAGGGAGACCAUUGUCAGUACAGUAAAUGUGAGGGCUUCUGUCAGAACGGUGGAACCUGCUUACAAACCUCCAACGGCACCAAGCUGUGUCGGUGUCCCACGCGGUUCAGCGGGCGUCGCUGUGAGCUGGACAAGUGUGAGUUCUGUGGAGAGGGAGAGUGCCUCCCGCAGCCCGCGGGCCCGAUCACCUGCAGCUGUCCCAAUGGACACAUUCAGCCCAGCUGCUACACCUGUUUGGACUACUGCGCACACGGCCAGUGCUCGGUCGACACGCAAACGCUGCUUCCUCAGUGCAAGUGUCAUGCUGGAUGGGCCGGGUACAGGUGUGAAACAGCAGCCAGUUCUGUGGAUUCUCCUGCUUCGAGCAGCAGUACCGCCUCCAUCGUGGUCCCAGUGCUCCUGCUGCUCUUGCUGGCUCUGCUGGUGGUCGGCGCCAUCUUCUGGUACAAGCGGAGAAUGCGUGGUGCAAAGGGCUUCCAGCACCACAGGAUGACAAAUGGAGCCAUGAACGUGGAGAUUGGAAACCCGGCCUAUAAGAUCUAUGAAGGAGACCCUGAUGAUGACGCCGGGGAGUUGUUAGAUUCAGACUUUACUUUGGACCCAGAGAAGCCCACCAACUUCACCAACCCAGUGUACGCCACCCUCUACAUGGGCGCCCACAACAGCCGCAACUCUCUGGCCAGCACGGAUGAAAAGAAGGAGCUCCUGUCCCAGGGCGACGAGGACAUGAGCGACCCGUUGGCGUGAAACGGCUCAGCUCGGACUGAACUCUGCCGACAUCGCCCUGCCUUUGUCCAAACGCCACCCCCACCCCCACCCCACCGUGCUGAUCCAGCAAGCUCCCUCAUCUUAUGCCUUUACCAACUGAAAAGAAAAAGCAACAAAACGAAGAAGGAAACAAAAGGAAAGAAAGCGAGAACACUGUAUAAAAUGUAUAAAAAUGAAGGACUACUUUUUUAAGUGAUUGCAGUAUUAUAUUUUGUUCUUUGACAAAACAAAUACUAGUGAGGGGAAACCAACCAUUUUAUAGACAAUUUAUCAAUUUCUUUUUCUUUUAAUUUUUCUUUUUCUUUCGCUCACAACUGUCCCUCCUCUCUCACCCAUAUAGCCACUACCUCUGUGCAAAUGUAAAGGAUAGAGAGAAACAAGCGGCUAUGGAACAAUUUUAACUUUUUAUUUUUGUAUGAAUUGUAUAGGGGAGUUGAAACAAACAAAAAAAGCAAAGUAUUGUUC
Molecule: messenger RNA, 14785 nt
Organism: Austrofundulus limnaeus
Lineage: Eukaryota; Metazoa; Chordata; Actinopteri; Cyprinodontiformes; Rivulidae
Gene: lrp1ab
Product: low density lipoprotein receptor-related protein 1Ab
Exons: 89
Coding region: 641-14299 (4552 amino acids)
Cellular component (GO): signaling receptor complex; plasma membrane
Molecular function (GO): protein binding; calcium ion binding
Source: RefSeq, a predicted model, not a curated record